AUGGCAACUUCUUCUGCAUCGCUCGGUGCAAAUGGACUAUCCAGAUGCAGCAACAAGCAACACCUGAACAAAGAAAUCUAUGGCAGACAAGUCACUCUGCCUGGUCUUUCUACAAUGAGUGUUCUAUCGAAGCCUGUCUCUGUAACAGCAUCUUUGGACCAGAAGGGACACGAAGGAAGAAGAGGGUUUCUAAAAUUUCUUCUAGGAAAUGCCGGGCUGAGUUUACCUGCUCUAGUGGCACAAAGCGCUUCCGCUGAUGAUCAAGGUCCAUCAUCCUCAAGAAUGUCAUAUUCCAGAUUUCUGGAGUAUUUGGACAAGGACAGAGUGACGAGGGUGGAUCUGUAUGAAAAUGGAACUAUAGCAAUUGUGGAAGCCAUUUCUCCAGAGCUUGGUAAUCGCCUGCAACGAGUGAGGGUGCAGCUUCCAGGCCUUAGCCAGGAGAUCCUCAAGAAGUUCAGAGAGAAGAACGUUGAUUUUGCAGCGCAUAAUGCCCAGGAGGACUCUGGCUCUCUUCUGUUCAAUCUGAUUGGGAACUUAGCUUUCCCUUUACUCCUCAUUGGGGGUUUAUUCCUCCUCUCCAGAAGGUCAUCCGGUGGGGCUGGUGGACCUGGAGGCCCUGGCUUCCCGUUGACUUUUGGCCAAUCCAAGGCCAAGUUCCAGAUGGAACCCAAUACUGGUGUCACCUUUGAUGAUGUCGCCGGCGUUGACGAAGCUAAGCAGGAUUUCAUGGAGGUGGUAGAGUUCCUGAAGAAGCCUGAAAGGUUCACUGCCGUCGGCGCCCGCAUCCCCAAAGGGGUACUUCUUGUUGGCCCCCCUGGAACAGGGAAAACAUUGCUGGCCAAGGCAAUUGCCGGUGAAGCGGGCGUGCCAUUUUUCUCCAUCUCAGGGUCUGAAUUCGUAGAAAUGUUCGUCGGGGUCGGCGCCUCGCGGGUUCGUGACCUCUUCAAGAAGGCUAAGGAGAAUGCUCCCUGCAUCGUCUUUGUCGACGAGAUCGAUGCUGUCGGGAGACAGAGAGGAACUGGAAUCGGUGGAGGAAACGAUGAAAGGGAGCAGACCCUUAACCAGCUCUUGACGGAGAUGGAUGGCUUUGAAGGCAACACAGGAAUCAUCGUGGUUGCCGCCACAAACCGCGCGGACAUUCUCGAUUCUGCCUUGCUGAGACCCGGGCGAUUCGACCGGCAGGUCAGCUUCAAUUCUCCUGAGUUCCUGUGCCGAAAUGCGGCGAUCGGCGAUCAAAUAUAACCCAUUAAAUCAUUUCUUACGAUUUCUGUGCCGACAUGCUGCGCAGGUGUCUGUCGAUGUUCCAGACGUUCGUGGGAGGACGGAGAUACUGAAGGUGCAUGCCAGUAAUAAGAAGUUCGACGGGGACAUCUCCCUUGAAGUGAUCGCCAUGAGGACCCCCGGCUUCAGCGGCGCCGAUCUCGCAAACCUCUUGAAUGAGGCGGCGAUUUUGGCAGGUCGGCGUGGGAGAACUGCCAUCUCAUCCAAGGAGAUUGACGAUUCCAUUGACAGGAUUGUAGCUGGAAUGGAAGGAACCGUGAUGACCGACGGCAGGAGCAAGAGCCUCGUGGCAUACCAUGAAGUCGGCCAUGCGAUCUGUGGGUAGGUCAUCAAACUAGACAUUUUUUUUCUCCUUGUCGAAUGAUGUUCAAAUCAGCAUCUAGACGUUGACCUGCUUUGCUGCAGCACUUUGACCCCAGGGCAUGACGCCGUCCAGAAAGUCACCCUUGUCCCACGCGGCCAGGCGCGGGGGCUGACUUGGUUCAUCCCUUCGGAGGACCCGACGCUGAUCUCGAAGCAGCAGCUGUUCGCCAGGAUUGUGGGUGGGCUUGGCGGCAGAGCGGCUGAAGAGAUCAUCUUUGGGGAGUCAGAGGUGACCACGGGCGCUGCCGGUGACCUGCAGCAGAUCACCGGCUUGGCCAGACAGGUGAUUAGAUCCUCCUUUUCUUACUUGCUCUCCAUGCAAAAAUGUUCUCCGUCGUCUUAUUUUUCUUUCUGUUUUGGGUUUGGGUUGGUCAUAGAUGGUGACGACCUUCGGGAUGUCGGACAUCGGGCCAUGGUCCCUGGUCGAGCCAUCGGCUCAGAGCGGAGACGUGAUCAUGAGAAUGAUGGCCCGCAACUCCAUGUCGGAGAAGCUGGCCGAGGACAUCGACGCUGCCGUGAAGAGGAUAUCAGACAGCGCCUACGAGAUCGCCCUGCAGCACAUCAGGAGCAACCGCGAGGCCAUCGACAAGAUCGUGGAGGUGCUCAUCGAGAAGGAGACCUUGUCAGGGGAUGAGUUCAGGGCGAUCCUGUCGGAGUUCGUGGAGAUCCCCGUGGAGAACCGGGUCCCUUCGUCCCCCCAGGCCGCUGUACCUGUAUAA
Spirodela intermedia is the source of this 2363-nucleotide messenger RNA. Lineage: Eukaryota; Viridiplantae; Streptophyta; Magnoliopsida; Alismatales; Araceae. The record is from the annotation of a GenBank genome assembly.